Messenger RNA from Chelonia mydas (Green sea turtle), 2489 nucleotides. RefSeq names its product signal peptide peptidase like 3 (gene SPPL3). Gene Ontology annotation, molecular function: aspartic endopeptidase activity, intramembrane cleaving. The transcript is spliced from 10 exons. The record is from RefSeq and is a predicted model, not a curated record. Gene Ontology annotation, cellular component: cytoplasmic side of endoplasmic reticulum membrane; lumenal side of endoplasmic reticulum membrane; Golgi-associated vesicle membrane. Gene Ontology annotation, biological process: membrane protein proteolysis. NCBI's taxonomy places the organism in Eukaryota, Metazoa, Chordata, Testudines, Cheloniidae. Bases 322 to 1398 code for a protein of 358 amino acids.
CUGUGCGCGAGCGGAGUCUGAGCGGCCUCGCCUUGGAGCUGGGUACGCGGAGUUUCCCCUUCUCUUUCUCCCAGCCCGGACGCCGUCGCCGUUGCUCGGUCAUGAGGCCUGCCCGUCGUCGGCGCCCGAGCACGGCCCUGUGGCGCGGCUACUGAGCAGCCCCCCCACCGGGCGGGGACCCCUUCUCUCCCCUCCCUGCUUACAGUCGCCGCCAUGUUGGGCCGGGAGCCGCAGCGGGGCCGCCACUGAGCCCCGGAGCAAGUGAGGAGGAGGAGCCGGGGCUUGGCCACCGCCGCGCAGCUCGGCCGCCCAGCAGCAGCCAUGGCGGAGCAGACCUACUCCUGGUCCCUUAACAUGGACUUUGAGAAUCAAGACAAAGAGAAAGACAGCAGCAGCUCACCUGGGUCUUUCAAUGGCAACAGCACCAAUAACAGUAUCCAGACCAUCGAUUCCACCCAGGCACUGUUCCUUCCAAUUGGAGCAUCUGUUUCUCUCUUAGUCAUGUUCUUCUUCUUUGAUUCAGUUCAAGUAGUCUUUACGAUAUGCACAGCAGUCCUUGCAACAAUAGCCUUUGCUUUCCUUCUGCUCCCGAUGUGCCAGUAUUUAACACGACCUUGUUCUCCUCAAAACAAGAUUUCCUUUGGCUGUUGUGGACGUUUCACUGCUGCUGAACUGCUUUCAUUCUCCCUGUCUGUCAUGCUUGUCCUUAUCUGGGUCCUAACUGGCCACUGGCUCCUCAUGGAUGCUCUGGCGAUGGGCCUGUGUGUUGCAAUGAUUGCCUUUGUUCGGCUGCCGAGCCUCAAGGUUUCCUGUUUGCUGCUUUCGGGGUUACUAAUUUAUGAUGUCUUUUGGGUGUUUUUUUCUGCCUACAUCUUUAAUAGCAAUGUUAUGGUGAAAGUGGCCACGCAACCAGCUGAUAAUCCCCUUGAUGUUUUAUCCCGGAAGUUGCAUCUGGGACCAAAUGUAGGUAGAGAUGUUCCCCGCCUGUCACUGCCUGGCAAGCUUGUCUUUCCAAGUUCCACAGGCAGCCACUUCUCUAUGCUGGGGAUUGGAGAUAUUGUGAUGCCAGGUCUUCUGCUCUGCUUUGUCCUGCGUUAUGAUAACUACAAAAAACAAGCCAACAGUGAUUCCUGUGGUACUCCAGGACCUGGGAACAUCUCUGGACGUAUGCAGAAGGUCUCCUAUUUUCACUGCACACUCAUUGGAUACUUUGUAGGUCUCUUAACUGCAACAGUGGCUUCUCGCAUUCACCGGGCCGCACAGCCUGCCCUGCUCUAUUUGGUACCAUUCACUUUAUUGCCGCUCCUCACCAUGGCUUAUUUAAAGGGUGAUCUACGUCGCAUGUGGUCUGAACCUUUCCACUCCAAGUCCAGCAGCUCCCGUUUCCUGGAAGUAUGAUGGAAUAGAUGGAAAGUGACUGGAACUUCUGCCUUGGUCCUUUUCUCUUAACUUGUGGUUUUGUCUCCUAAAGCUGGACUGGUACUCAGAAAGGUACCAGUUUAUGGAACUUGUAUGAAUGGACCUUGCUUUUUUUUUUCUUUUUAAUACAAAGGUUCUGGAGCUCCGUUUGAUUCCUUUUCUCCCUGCAGAUGUGGAAUUGGGGACACUUUGUGCAACUGCAGCCACCUUCCUCUUCUCCUCCCCCUCUUUUAUGGAUUAGUACCAGACUGUUACUUUUGUGAGAAAGGAGGAGACUAACUUUAAACUGAAAACGGCAUGAAGUCGUUCAGAAACUUGCGAACACUAAAAGGAAAAACAAUUAAGCAAAUGGAAGUUUCUUCAGAGAGCCCCCAAGUACUUUGGGACCAGUUUCCUGUCAGACUUCAGUUUUGGAGAGAACUGAGACAGAAACUCUGUCACUAUAUUCUUUUUUUGAUUUAUUAAAUAUUUCCUGUGGUGUGAGGUGACUUAUUAAAUCCACAGACAUUGAGUGACUUAUUGCAGUAUACAUAUAAGAAUUUGUUGUAGCGAGUUACGUUUCCACCCAGAUGUCAUGUUGCAGUGAACAAGGGCACGAUUUUUAUACAUACAUAUAUAUAUAUACACACACACACGCGCGCGCGUAUAGAUAUAUAUAUGAAUAAAUAAAAAGGAAAACCUGCUAAGAUCAUGCUAUGUAGCAGUCAGGGGCUUGCUGUAAUUUUUAGCAUGUAGAGCAGUUUACUAUGGCUUUCUUGUAUAUGACUCUACGAUAAGCUGCUGUUUUUUCCCCCUCCACAGCGGAACCCACAGUGAAAAACCAGUGUAGUAUUUGUACUGAUUGUACUCAUGGACUUUAGGGGAGUAUUUGAUUUUGAUCAAUGUAGCAAACUAGGGAAGAAAAAAGUUUAAACCCUUACCCUUUUCUUUUUUUUAAUUAACUUCUCCCUUGCAGGUUUUUUAGUAGUUCCUUCUUGACCCAAUGCAUGUAUUAUAGCAGCAAUUGUCUUUGUGCGUUCUGAUCAUAGUAAUGUACCACUUGUAAAUACAUUUUUUCUAUUUUUUUUGUA